AUUCAGACUACGGAUAAACAAAAAAACAGGGUAGAGUCUUGUGGCUAAAAGUAUACUGAACAAAGCAAGGCAUUAGAAGAUUUUCCGGAGAAUUGCUUUAUUUCGCUCAGAAGAAGCGUCAUGCCGUGGAAUGCCGUGUGUUUGUGGUGCUGUUUUGCCUUGGCAUUCGUUUCCACUAAUGUACACGGAGAUCUACAGCAGCAUUCUGACUACGAUGAUCAGAAAACUCACAUGAAAGCAUUAAGUGACAUGAACAAUAAUUUUGCAUUUCGACUGUACAAAAGCAUCGUGUCUGUCGCUCAGUCCGAGAACGUGUUCUUCUCACCGUUGAGUGUCUCCAUGGCAUUGUCUGCACUGUCUUUAGGAGCAGAAGGUGAGACUCAUGAACAGCUUCUCAGUGGCCUCGGAUUCAGCGAUACGGUCAUGACCUCUGAGGAAUUGCACAAUGCCUACUUAGAUCUUCUCCGUAACCUCAGUCAGAGGACAGGAGUAGAUCUGAACGUGGGUACUGCUGUCUAUGUAAAUGAAACUUUCAAGCCUCACGCGGAAUUUUUGGAGAAAAUUGCCAAUUUCUAUCUUUCCGAAGGCUUCUCUGUCGAUUUCACCCAAACCAAAAAAACCUCUAAUCAGAUAAACAAAUAUGUCAGUGAAAAGACACAAGGAAAAAUUCGCAGGGUUAUUAAAGAACUGGAUUCAUGUACCCUCAUGUAUCUACUCAGCUAUAUCUAUUUUAAGGGAAAAUGGUCCAUCCCCUUUGACCCCCAAAAUACCAGAAAGGCAAAAUUCAAUGUGGAUGCAAAAACAACUGUUCCAGUUCAAAUGAUGAAUGAGAUAAAUAAUUUUUACAUCCACUCCGAUGCAGAGCUCUCUACCACUGUCCUUCGUCUGGAUUACAACGACUCAUUCUCCAUGAUACUCGCUCUACCCAAAGAUCUCACUGUUCUUCAAGAGGCUUUGCUUCCACAACACAUCGAAAACUGGACCAAGAAGAUAAGUAAAAGUAAAUACGAGAUCCACCUCCCUAAACUGUCCCUGAAAACAUCAUAUUCGCUGAUCAACAUUCUUACUGGACUUGGAAUGAAGGAUAUGUUUACUGAUAAAGCUAACUUCGCUGGGAUUACUGAUGAAAACAUAUACCUUUCUGAGGCUGUGCAUAAAGCCACGUUAGAUGUGGAUGAAGUCGGAGCCACUGCAACAGCUGUGACGAAAAUGCACUUUGCAGCACGUAUUCAACCGACCAGUCUGAAAUUUAAUAAGCCAUUUAUGAUAUUUAUCAUCGACCAGGAAACAAAGAGCAUCUUGUUUAUGGGGAGAAUUGUCAAUCCCAAAAAUUCUAAUAUAGAUGAAUAAUCAAUGGUGCACAGCAACAAAGCAUUUUUACUUUGUUAUUGUACUUAGGUACAUUUUUUAUGUAUCAGGAAUUUAUAAGAAUAAAAGUAAUAAAACAAAGCAAUUUUUCAUUACAUUGAAAGAAAUAUGUGAAUAACGUUAAGUGAUGUGGACUUGUCAUGUGACCACAGUUGUAACCCUCUGGUUCUGGAAAGAGUGGGUGUGGUUUAAGGGUUUUCUCACUGUGUAUCUGUAAGUAUAGAAAACUCUCCUAAACGAGGUAUAAUGUGCAGUUUUAAUUAACCACUUUUUAUUCCAUAAAUUAUUAAAAUAUAGUAUACUUAUAUUAUAGAACAUGUGCAUACUUAAGUACACUGAAAAGCAAAUGUGUAAUAUGGAGUACUAUUACUUUUCCUGGAGUUAAAUUUAAGCUGUAUAUUUGUACUUUUUGUUCUGAAGUAUAGGAGUGGUGUACUCCAUCCUCCACUGUGAUUAAUAUUAAAAUAUUGAAACUAA
Messenger RNA from Silurus meridionalis, 1845 nucleotides. RefSeq names its product serine protease inhibitor 2.1-like. Gene Ontology annotation, molecular function: serine-type endopeptidase inhibitor activity. The record is from RefSeq and is a predicted model, not a curated record. The coding region runs from base 121 to 1350 and encodes 409 amino acids. The transcript has 5 exons. Lineage: Eukaryota; Metazoa; Chordata; Actinopteri; Siluriformes; Siluridae. Gene Ontology annotation, biological process: negative regulation of endopeptidase activity.